UUUAUCACUUUAUAUACAUUGAGAUUGAACCUACGAGUAGUAGACUAGGGGUGGCAAUGGACUCGGACGCAACCUGGAUCUUAGGAAUAGACUUGAUCCUGGUCCGGAUACAGGUCCAAAAAUUGGAUCUGGCGAAUCGUGUCCAGGCCUAAAUCUUGGACUUAAAUGCUAUUCAGAUUUAGGUCUAGGUCCCACACUAUAUAUUUGGGUUUGGGGGGGUCCGGGUUCAAAACCAGUUGGUCUGGGACCCGUUGGACCCAAACAUCGACCCGACCCACUGCCACCCUACCUUCUACCCAUUUAGCGGGACACUGUUGGUUAUUUUAUGUUCCUCUUUCUUCAGAGCAAUCACGGGGCAUUUGGGUCAUUACACUUUCAUCUUACAAUCAACCACUCGUAGCCUAUCCAUCUCUCUCCAAAUGCUCACUCUCUGCAGCUCCCCUAACCCUUCACCAAACUUGCCAGUAAACUCCAUUUAUUCCGGCCAGAACCCCAUUUCCCGGCAACUCUUAGGCCAUCUCCACCUCUCUCACACGUCGGAUUUUGGCCGAAGCCCCCAAUUCUGGCCAUUGAACUUACCUGAAAACGUCUUCAGUUCUGGCCAAAAUUCCCAGAAGCCCAAUCCAUUAACCACAAAGGCCAAAAUUCAGCGACUCGCUGGCGACCUCCGCUCCUUCCACUCACCAGAUUCCAGCCACUCGUCAGAAUUCUCUGCCGCUCUCCACGCCCUCGCCCUAAAAUCCGGCCACCUAUCUGACCUCUCAAUUGCCACAACCCUUAUCAACCUCUACUCAAAAAAUUCUAGCAACCUACAUUCCGUGCUCCAAUUAUUUGAUGAAAUCCCAUGUCCCGACCUCUUCUGCUACACGUCCACCAUCUCCAGCCUUACACGCUUAGGCCACGGGCUCAAAGCCGUAAGCCUCUUCAAAUGCAUGGUUAGCACCGGCCUUAAGCCCGAUGCACACGCAUUCACGGCCACCACCGAAGCCUGCAUGGCCUGCGGGCAGGCCACGCAACGCCAAGCAAUGGCCAUGCAGGUGCAUGCUCGUGCCUCCAAGGAGGGCUUUCUCCUGGACGAAUACGUGUUGGGCUCUCUCGUGAAGGUGUACGUGCGCACAGGCGGGGCGUGGAGCAUGCACGUGGCAGCCGGGCUUUCAGGGAGAAUUAGGGUUUUGUGGAAUCUGUUGGUCUCAGGGGUGGUGGAUGAUAGACAGAAAAUGGUGUUUUUGAGGAAAAUGCAAGAACUUGGGUGUGGAGUGGAUGAGGUUACAGUGCUGCUUAUGUUGAAGGCUUGCAAGGGUUUCAGGGCAACAAACGCCACAAAAGAGGUACAUGCCAUGAUUAUUCGCCAAGGUUUUUGCAGCCUUGAGAUCCAAACUUCGCUUGCUCACACGUAUGGAGAUUGCAGCCAAGUCACUCUUGCCACACGUGUGUAUACCUUCAUGACUACAAUGGACCUGGUCUCAUGGUCCUCAAUCAUGGCCACUUAUACAAAGAAUGGCCAUGCACUUGAAGGACUAAACUGCUUACGUAGUCUCAUCCCCAUGCAACAAACCCUAGACGCCAUAGCCAUCUCGACCAUACUUCCCAUGAUCUGUCAACUGGGUUUCUCAAAAUUAGGGCAAGAACUCCAUGCCAUGGCAUUCAGAACCCUAAUUGAACCAGAAACCCUAGUAAAAAACUCACUCAUUGACAUGUAUAGCAAGCUAGGGGACAUUGAUUCAGCCAUUAGGGUUUUUGAGAGCAUGGGGGGUGAUGAUAGAGAUGUUGUCACAUGGAAUGUUAUGAUAUAUGCACUAGGGGUGCAUGGUAGGGGAAGGAAGGCACUUGGGGUAUUUGCGGAAAUGUUGGGGGUGGGUCGGGUCAGGCCGAACAGCUCGACCCUUGUGUCAGUUUUGAGUGCGUGUAGCCAUGGUGGGCUUGUGGAUGAGGCUCAGUUUUGGUUCGAUGAGAUGGGACCAAGGUUUGGUGUUUGUGCCCAAGAUCAGCACUAUGGGUGCAUGGUGGGUGCAUUGGCACGGGCUAAACGGGUCCACGAGGUUAGGGAGUGGGCUCGAGCCAUGCCUGAGUGGGUGGGUUCGGGGGCUUGGGGAUCGGUUUUGGAGGCGGGUCGGGUGGCUGGGGAUAUAGGUGUUUGUGAGGAGGCCGUAGAGAGGCUUUUUGAGCUAGAGAGAGAUAAUGCGGCGAAUUACGUCGUGAUGGCGGAGGUAUACGCGAGGGCCGGAAGGUGGGGUGAUGUGAGAAGGGUGAGGGGGUUGAUGAGGGAGAGAGGGGUGAAGAAGCCGGCAGGGCAGAGCUGGGUUCAGUGUGGGCAUGGGGUUUAUGGGUUUGUGUCCAGGGAUAGUUGUGAUUGAUUGAAAUGCCCUUAAUCUUUGUACCGAACCAUAGCACAACAUAGAAGAAUUAUACAGAUAACCCCCCAUCCAAAAUUAGAGAUAUGCAAAAAUUGAAUGAGUCUGUAUAUUCAAGCAUGUUGAUGAUCAAA
Messenger RNA from Amborella trichopoda, 2485 nucleotides. Its product is annotated as pentatricopeptide repeat-containing protein CRR2, chloroplastic. Gene Ontology annotation, molecular function: protein binding; RNA binding. The record is from RefSeq and is a predicted model, not a curated record. Gene Ontology annotation, biological process: RNA modification. Lineage: Eukaryota; Viridiplantae; Streptophyta; Magnoliopsida; Amborellales; Amborellaceae.